Aspergillus fijiensis CBS 313.89 is the source of this 3800-nucleotide messenger RNA. RefSeq lists its product as uncharacterized. The transcript is spliced from 3 exons. NCBI's taxonomy places the organism in Eukaryota, Fungi, Ascomycota, Eurotiomycetes, Eurotiales, Aspergillaceae. Gene Ontology annotation, biological process: regulation of DNA-templated transcription; DNA-templated transcription. The record is from RefSeq and is a predicted model, not a curated record. Gene Ontology annotation, molecular function: zinc ion binding; DNA binding; DNA-binding transcription factor activity, RNA polymerase II-specific. Bases 329 to 3316 code for a protein of 995 amino acids.
GGGGAUGACAUCAUUUGCCAUAAACUUUCCACCCACAUUCCAUCCAUUCCAUCCUCUCCAUCCUUUCCAUCGCCUUUCUCUCGCCUUCGCUUCACACUACACUUACUCACUUCUCAUUUACUCAUUUACUCAUUUCCUCAUUUCCUCAUUUCCUCACGUACUCACUUCCUCGCCCCCUCAAUCCCUCCAGGCUCCCUCAAUCAAGCUUGCGCGCCACUUGCUAUUUUGCCCCCCUCUUCUAUUACUCGUACUCAGUAUCUUGCCUCCCCCCAAUUGCAUGCUAUAUCUCAAAUGGGCUAUACUCCUCCUACCCCCGAUUUAAUGCAGCAUGGAGGACUCGUCGGGCUCAUUCUUCCUCGGUUUUUCGUCCGUCAAUGAUUCCGAGUCGCGCACUGACAACACCACUGCCACCACCAGCACCGAUCCCACCACUUACACCAACACCCCUAGCGGCAGCGGCAGCAGCGGUGUCGGCGGUGCCGGUGGAGGAGCAGGGGGAUUCAUCAGCAGUCGAAGUGGGAGCUCCGACUGGUCUUGGGAAAUCAGAAGCAAUUCCGCCUUGCCCCCGGGCUUGCAACCUCAACCUGCACCUACUCAUGCCGCCAACUUCCCAGUCCCCUCGCACUCUCUACCUCUCCCUUCUCCCCUCCCGACUACGACAACUAUCACCAGCACUGCCUCUCGACAUCCCAACAAGCGCGAACGCUCGGAGCACCAGCACCAGCACCAGCACCAGCAGGAGCAAUCCCGCUCCCGCAACCGUCCCAUAGCUCGUCAUCAAUCCUCCUCCUCGUCGUCCCACGAUAUCGCCAUCGCCGGCCUGUCCAGACUGGCCGGCAAGGUGGCUAUCCCCCGCACCACGAGCUUCAACAACCAGACCCAGCGCCGUCGGUCCACGCGGGCAUGUGAACCCUGUCGCCUGCGGAAGAUAAAGUGUGAGGGGGACAAGCCCAUCUGUCGCCAGUGUGCCGAUCACAAUGUGACCUGUACCUAUGUGGAAGUGAAGCGGGUGCGGGACCAGAAGAAAUUGGGAUCGUUGACCAGUAAGGUGGGGAUCUAUGAGCAGCUGUUAAACGAGGUGGAGCGCACCGCGGACGAAGAUACCGCGAGGAGGAUUCGGAGGGCGCUGAGGCUGCGGGUCUCCGACGGGACGACGCCAGAAGAACCACCGCCGAAUGAGAACGAGGGGUCUGAGUCGGAUUCCUCGUCCAUUGGCUCGCUCAAUGAGUUGGAUACGGUGGAAGAGGAUUUGAACCGCAGUGACCGGGCCGUCGCGACAGGGUUCUUUGGGAAGAAUUCGGAAGUGUCCUGGUUGCAGAAGCUGGAGGACGAGGCCGAGCUGCGCCACCUUCAAAUGGAGGAACUUCAUGAGGCGGACAGCAACGACAAUGCGUCGGACGGGCAGCAGCAGAUGCAGCAGCUCCUGCUGGUCCCGCAGCCAGCGCAGAAGCAGGAAACGCCCGUUGCCGCGAUGAACUACUACCUGGAUGACCUCGACAUCCCCGUCAUGGCGGAUGUCGACCCGUACGCGCUCCCGCCCAAGGACGUUGCUAACCGACUCUUCCGGCUCUAUAUAGAGAGCGUGCAUCCGUCCUUCAACGUGAUCAGCAAAGUGUUCUUUGUCUCUCAGUAUUCGCAAUUCGUCAUUCAGGGGAAUCGGCAGAUUGAGCCGGGCGAUCGGUGGCGAGCCGUCCUGAACAUGAUCUUCGCCAUCGGGAGCCGCUUCUGCCAGUCGGUGUAUGGGAAGAAGGGGGGUGACUACGAUGAUGUGGUGUAUCUGAAUCGGGCACGGAAGCUGACCCUGGGCGAGAACGUCAUCUUCGAGCACGCCAAUCUCCAGCAGAUCCAGGCGGAGUUCUUGGUGGCGUUCUACUUCCUUUCCAUGUGUCAGGUCAAUCGCUCCUUCAAGUUUUCGAGCAUGGCCUUUCGGUCAGCCGUUUCACUGGGCAUAAACCUCCGCCUCGAGAAUAGUGGCACGUCGCGGGCUGCCAAAGAAGCUCGCUGUCGUCUGUGGUGGUCGAUCUAUCUCCUCGAGCAUCUCCUGACGGCCAUCACCGGCCGAGUCUCCUGCGUUGGGGAAGGCCUCAGUGCGACACCACUGCCUAUCCCAUUCGAGGAGGAGGCCUGGAACAGCCCCGAAGUUCGGCCCAUCUUAGAAGAUCCCGCUCUUCAGAUGAGCCGUCUCAAGCUCACCAUCCUUCAAAACGAACUCGAAGCAACCACCACGGCCUCGUGGCUCGCAACCUGUGCGCCCAGUCCGUCCCUCUUCUUCCACCUCCUCGUGGAUCUCUGCAGUAUCACGCAGGCUAUCAUCAACAAAGUCUAUAGCAUCCAAGGCUUGCGCGACCGCGCCAGCCAGGUUGAACAGCGCAUUCGCAAAUACGAUCACACCCUGAAAGUCUGGCUCAUGAAAGUCCCGGCGCCGUACCGGUUCACCGUGAGCGACCAGGACGAUACGUUUUAUAUCCUCCCGGACCUGCAGAGAUCCCACCAGCGCGAACGGAUAUCUCUCGCCAUCAGCUAUUACAGCGCUCGCAUCACACUCUCGCGGCCGUGUCUCACCCGCUCCGGCCUCAAGUCCGGGUCGAUGUCCCCCAACCCGACGCUUGCCUCCUCCUCGGCCCAGAACGCCUCCCACAAUUCCUCUGCACGGAGCCAGUUCCGCAAUGAGAUGGCCCGCAACUGCGUCCACUCCGCCUGCUCGCUCCUAUCCGUCUUGCCGGAAACCCCCAACCUUCCCUGGCUGGUCUCGGUCACCCCCUGGUGGUGUAUCCUACACUACAUCAUGCAGGCCACGACCGCGCUGCUCCUCCACCUGUCGUGCUGCCCGCCCGUGCUGCCGUCGACCGGCGGCGAGGAGUACGUCGACACCACCUCCAGCGCCAUCUCGAACCACCAACCGCCCACGGCGCUCGCCGACAUCCACACCAUGACCCGCGAGAUGAAGAAGGCCCUCCGCUGGCUCCACCACCUGUCGUUCACCCACACCGCCGCGCGGCGCGCGUUCCGGCAAUGCUACAGCGUCGUGCAGCGGAUCGCCCCGAGCAUUGGGAUUGACAUUAGUGAUAUCCCGGACGGAAAGGACCUUCCGGUGGAUGAGGACCCUUUCUCCCAGAAGGAUGAAGAAACUUUGGCCCGGAAGGACGAUGAUGACACUUUUUCUCAGGGGGAUGAGGAAGACACUUUCGCCCGGAAGGGCGAUGAGGGCACUUUCCCCAAGAAGGACGUGGAGGACUACGAACCAACCGCCAUGCAAAUCGACGAGGAACCCCCGGCCCUUGAGAUCGACGGUCAAAUCGAUGGUCAGAUGGAAUAGUUGCUGUGUAUACGACACCACAGGGAAAUCCUUGUUCCAGAUAUUAUGUAGAUAUAUAUAGUCGAUCAACUUUCCGCCCGGAGUUUAUUUUCAAAGCCAAGCGAGCGAAAUAGUAUCUGUCAUUCAAGAGCGAGGCGUAUCAAUUUCUCAGUCUUGCGUUGUGGUCGUCUGUUUCCGUUUGGUUUGUUUUUUUGUGUGCGUGUGUGUGUGCGUUUCGGAUAAGCCUGCUUGACCUUGUUUCUCAAUGUUCUUGAAAUCAACGGCCCAGUCCCUCAAAUCUGUCCCUCUAGCUCGGUCUUGUUGCACUGUCUGUCCUAUAUGGAUGGGGCCAAUCUUGGUCAAGCCGGUCCCUUCACUUGUCUGGCUGGGUUGUUUUACUGUUUUACUGUUCGCAGUAGGUAGGUAGGUAGGUAGGUAUAUAUACGACUUUGCGAUCUCGGUGGCGUGUACCGUACCUAGUGCUGCCUCCUACCUUCCUAUCCAC